Aethina tumida (small hive beetle) is the source of this 3338-nucleotide messenger RNA. Its product is annotated as G patch domain-containing protein 4. Gene Ontology annotation, biological process: regulation of ribosome biogenesis. Lineage: Eukaryota; Metazoa; Arthropoda; Insecta; Coleoptera; Nitidulidae. The record is from RefSeq and is a predicted model, not a curated record. The transcript is spliced from 4 exons. Gene Ontology annotation, molecular function: nucleic acid binding. The coding region runs from base 199 to 1374 and encodes 391 amino acids. Gene Ontology annotation, cellular component: nucleolus.
GAGAAAGAGUAUGAUACUUAUAUGCCUAAUAACAAAAUGUGAACUUUAAUUUAAUUACACAAAAAUAGUCUAUCUGACAACUUUUUGUUAGUGCGGCGUGUUUGGUAUAACUUGGGUUUUCUAUACUAGGGGAAUUGUGAAGUAACUGGUAAGCCCAUGUUUUCCAAAUACUUGCAUCAAUUUUAAUAAAGACUUGCAAUGGAUUUUGCUAAGAAACAACUAGAGAAGUAUGGCUGGAGUGAAGGAAAAGGAUUGGGUAAACGCGAAGAUGGUAUAAGUACUGCUUUGAAACCCAAAUUGAAGUUUGAUAAUUCUGGCCUGGGGCACAAUCUUGGUGAUGAAUUCACAGAUAACUGGUGGGAUAAUGUGUAUAAUUCAGCAUCUAAAAACAUAGAGGUGAACAGCAAAGAUGCUGUUACAAUUACUUACACUGGAAAGAAAUCAGAUCUUGACAAGUGCUUGCCACUGGGCAAAGCUACGGACUACAAGAAUCUGAGUGGUUCAUUUCUACGGACAGCGAAACUUACACAAAAUGGUAUAGAAAAUUAUGAUGUGCCAGCAAAGAAAGAGUCCAAAACUAAAGCACCAUUUGAAGCAAUGACUGAUGAGGAAUUGUUUGCAGCAUGUGGCGGAAGAACUGCUCAUAAGGGCGCCAGACAUGGUCUUAAAUUAACAGGCAAAUUAUCAAGAAUUGAGAAACAGGAAGAAAUGUUAUUGAGAAAACUGAAGAAAGUGUCUCUGUCAGAAGAAAGUGAUGUUACAAAAAAGAAAUUGAAAAAAAUUAAAAAGAAGAAGGAAGAGGUAGAAGUAAAAGUCAAAGUUGUUGAAGAAACAGAAGUGAACACAUCAUCAUCUCCAUCUAAAAAGAACAAGCACAAAAAAAAGAAAAACGUUUCAUUUAAUGAAACAGUAACCAAGAUUUACUCCCAGGAUGUUGAAUCCAGCAUAGAAGGCGAGUCUGAUCCGUUACACAAUGAACUGGCAAAUGGUUCAGAUGAAGGUAUUGAACAGGAUUGUGAGAACAACAACAAUAAUAAUGAUCAGGAUGAUCAUAGAAGUUUCGAAUUGGCACAGUUUAAUGUCAGCGACUUAUCUAAAGCUGAAAGGAAAAAAUUGAAGAAAAAACGAAAACUUGACGUUAAAAAAGAGACUGCAACUAAAAUGUUCUUGGAACAAGUUAUAGAUGAGAUUACUAAAGAGGAAGAAUGCGAGAAGGAAUGGAUUGCUAAGAAGAGAAAAUGUGAAUUUGUAUCUGAUCAAUAUCAAUCAACUCGAAAAAAGAAUAAGAAGAAAAAGAAACAGAAGGAAGAGCAACAGUUUAAUUCAAUUACGUCUGCUUUAAAUAAGGUGUGUCGCAUUUCAGAUGAUGAAUGAGAUGGAAUGUUAAAUUAUUCAGGUAUAAUUAUAUAUUUGAUGUUUAUGGCGUAUUUCUUUAUUUUGUUUUUUAUGGUUCAAUAUAUUUCUGUGAAGUUUAAAUAGUUAUAGGCACAAUUAUAACUACAGAUUUGAAAUGAACACGUGUGUCCACGCAGAUACAUCAGUUAAAUGUUUAAUAGAGUUAAUUGUAACGUUGUACCUACAUUCCCAUUAAUGUUGAUCUCGAUCUUCUCCUUUCAUUAUUAUAUCCGACAAUUUCGCCCUUUUGCUUGGAUCCACUUAUGUGUUUUGAAUCUGAAUAUAUGUAGUUAUAGAGUGGUAGCAUAAGUUGAGUGUUUUAAAAAUAAGAAUCCAAAUUUGUUUUGAAACAGUUGUUAUAUAGUCAAAUUGACUUUGGAUGGUAAGGUUUGUUGUAAAAUGAAUAAAGAUACUCAUUGACUAUGUAGAUCUUAGUUUAAUUGGCGAGAUAUUAUAUAUUAUUUUGUCUUUUCCUUGUUCAUUUUAUCGGUGAUCUUACCAUUCUAAACUGUUCUUUUUAAGUAAAAUACUUAAAACAGCAAUAUGACAUCUUAAAAUAAAUGGUGUUAUUAAACUAAUGUCUGUGCUUUUAUAUAUCCAGCUUAAACAAAUAUUCAAUUUAAUAACGGUAUUAUAAAAAAUAUUGGGUUUAUAUUGGUUUGUUGUAACAAUUUUUAUAAUUUAGUUUAAGCUUGCUACUUGAAAUUGGAAUGUUGCCUCAUUUGAAUAGUUUGAACCAAUUUCUACAGUAAAAUAUUUUAUGAAUCACAUUUAAUAGAAAUAAAUUCUCUGUUGCUACUGUUGUAAAAGAAACAAUAUAAAUUGUUGAUGGUUGCUUACUCACUGGACAUUUAAAAGUACAGACAAUACUUGCAUAGGUAUAUGUACUCUCUGUAGUAUUCUUUCUGUUCAUGAUGAUUUUCCAAAUUACUCGACAGACUGCAGAAAUUGUCUUUUGUUAUUUCAAUAAAAACUGUGAUUUGUAAUUUAGUUUAAUCACUUAUUCAUAAUGUCUAUUUUACAAAUGUGUAUGUGAUCAGUCAGUUUACAAACCAGGUAAGCAUUGAUGAAAAUAACAUUUAGCUUAGAAACGGAUCACAAAAUCAAUUAGUAAUAAGAUUAUAUGUAAUAUCGGUUAUCCAAAUGUUCUUAAUUCAUUACUCUUCACACAACCCCGAAAAGAAUUACGAAUGCAGAUACUCAUUUUAAUUAUGUUCAUUUAGUGGAUAAAAUUAAUUAAUACUUAAUUUUGGAGUGAAAAUUUAAGUGACUCUAUGAACACUUUUUUUUUUAAGAUAGUUGAAAGUACAGCUAUUACAAAGCGUAUGUAUUCGUUACUGAGUAACCGGCUGCUUUGAACGCGAUGUAACAACUUGUUACUUUUAAAUUAAUAUAAUUUGUUAUUUCGUAUCAUACCGUAUGCGCAUAUUGCGUGUAGACAUUUUAUUUUUGAUAAUAAUUGAGGAUUUAUUUAUUUUUAUAGUUUAUUAACAUCUUUAUUUUAUUUUGUAUUAUGUGUUUUCUUUCAAAUGUAUUAUAAGCUAUUUAAUUUAAUAUUAUGUAUAUUUAAUAUAAUGUAUGGUAAUAAAUAUUUUAUUAUGUUUUUAUAAUUGUAUAUGUAAGUAUGUCAAUACCAUAUGUCGCUGACAAUGUGGAUUUCGUAAUGCGAUUCGGAUCACAAGAAAUGUGUUGGGCACUAGUAAAGUCCUAUGUAACAAUACACCGUAUGUCCAGUUAAUCAUUUCGCGUCAAUAUGCAAUAUAUAUGUAGUACUAAAGGCUCAAGUAACGAGUCCACAACUUGAAUGUAAUACAUAUUGGUACAAAUUUUGUUAUUACUUAUGUAGUUCUAGUUAAAUGUAUAUUUAUUUUCUGUGGUCUUUUUAAGAUUAAUUUAAUAAUUUCAAAAUAUCAUAUUAAACAAAUAAAUAUUGAUUAAAAUAA